CCCAUUCCUCGAGUAUAUAAGCCUCGUCCCAUUCCAUCGAUAUCUAUCCUCUUCCAUCAAUCAAUCCUUCACUAAAGUCCAAAGAUCACUCCGUCAAGAUGUCUAUGUCCGUCGAAGACUGCGCUCAACCCCGUGCCUCCCGUCCCGUCCCCCACACCCCCACCAACGUCCUCGACCAACUCUCCCUCAAAGGCCGCACUGUCUGCAUCACUGGCGCUGCCGACGGGAUCGGGUUCGCCGUGGCAGAGGCAAUGGCCGAAGCCGGCGCUGAUCUGGCACUGUGGUACAACUCCAACCCAGCCGCGAUUGAGAAGGGAGAAGCUUUGGCCAAGAAGCACGGGAUCAAUGCGAAAGCGUAUCAAGUGGAGGUUACUGACCCAGUGAAGGUGGAGGCUGGUGUGAAUGAAGUCGUGAAGGACUUUGGCGGAAUUGACGUCUUUGUCGCAAACGCCGGAAUGGCGAUUUCCAAGCCCCUCCUCGAAACCUCCCUCGAGGAAUACCGCAAACAAAUGUCCGUCAACCUCGACGGCGUCGUCUACUGCGCAAAAUACGCCGGUGCGGUCUUCAAACGCCAGGGCCGCGGGAACCUCAUCAUCACCUCCUCCAUGUCCGCACACAUCGUCAACGUUCCCGUCGACCAACCGAUCUACAAUGCCUCAAAGGCAGCCGUAACACACCUCGGCAAAUCCCUCGCACGCGAAUGGCGGGAGUUCGCUCGUGUCAACGUGGUUAGCCCUGGUUUCUUCAAGACCAAGAUGGGAGCGAGUACGGAGGCGGAGAAUGAGGCGAAUAGGAUGAGUGUGCUUGGGAGGCAGGGAGAUGUUAAGGAGAUUAAGGGGUUGUAUUUGUAUCUCGCGAGUGAUGCGAGCAGUUUCCAGACGGGGAGUGACGUGCUUAUUGAUGGUGGGUAUACGUUGCCUUGAGCUUAGGCGUCACAGGCACAAAGACAGUGACAGAGAAGCUCAACAACGCAUUGAACUAUUCCAUCAAACAUCAAAGACCGUGAUUUCCAAAGAAUCAAGAGACAAGGGGGCCAAAUGCUUCUUGAGCGGCC
This is a messenger RNA of Saitoella complicata NRRL Y-17804, 1054 nucleotides long. RefSeq names its product NAD(P)-binding protein. The coding region runs from base 99 to 923 and encodes 274 amino acids. The record is from RefSeq and is a predicted model, not a curated record. Lineage: Eukaryota; Fungi; Ascomycota; Saitoellomycetes; Saitoellales; Saitoellaceae. Gene Ontology annotation, cellular component: intracellular anatomical structure. The transcript has a single exon. Gene Ontology annotation, molecular function: oxidoreductase activity, acting on NAD(P)H, oxygen as acceptor.